AUGUUCGCCUUGAUCUGGAAUGAUCCUGACAGAAUACUCUUUAUAUUAUUGGGCAUACUGAUUGUGGAUAAUCUCUGGUCAAUAUACCUAAUGUUGCGCGAGAUUCUAAUAGUGCAUCGAGUGACUGAAGUGCCCGAUCUGCUGCGUCCAUAUUUAUCUCGGGAACUAUUCGAUUCAAUGCGUACCUACAAAUUGCACAAGAGUUGGCUUUUCAUUGGGAAUACCCUUUUUAUGGUCGUCUUUUGUGGUUGCCUUGAGCUUUACUUUGGCUUCUAUGCAUUCGUCUGGAACUUGGCCAAUAUGAUGGCAUUUGCCAAAUGGAUGCAGCACGAGUUGGUCAUCUCCAUAAUCUUUGCAUGCAUUCUUAACGUUUAUCUGGUGAUCAAGUCUGUGCCAGGUCGUUUCUAUGAGAAGUACUGCAUAACCAGCUUGGUCAAGAGGCAUCCUCAAAAGUGGUAUGUGUAUAUUUUGGGUUUCCUGCUGGAUACGAUACUCUCGUUCGCGUUAUUGGUCAUCAUGGUGGUCCUUUUCAUAUAUAUAGUCAAGUACUUGGGCCAAUAUGCAUUUCUGGGACUCUACGCAUUGGCAAUGCUCCUGACCGUGUUCAUAAUCCUUAUGCUGCCGUAUUUUAUCGAUCCUUUUGUUGGGAAACGUGUGCCGCUGCAGAAUGAAUCCCUGAAAGCGGAGCUGGAGCGACUUACGGCGAGAGUGGGAUUUCCCAUGCAACAGGUGCACAUUAUUAGAGUAAGAGAUCCAAGCACUGGCAGCAAUGCCUUCUUCUAUGGCAGCUGUUGCCUCAAGCGGAUUGUCAUCUUUGACACCUUGCUGUACAAUCGAGGACUCCAGAAUCACGUUCAGCUGCCGGCAGAAGAGAUGGGCAAGGGUCUGCGUGAUCCCCAAGUGGUUGCUGUUGUUGCCCACGAGCUGGGACACUGGAAAUAUGGGCAUUUCUACAAGGCCAUCAUCAUGUUCAAGACACAUUUAUUACUGACGUUGUUCCUCUUUUCCCUGUUCUUUCCCCAUGGUCCCUUAUAUCAGGCGGUGGGAUUCGAGUGCGGCCUUCAACCGACUAUAGUUGGAUUCCUGAUUGUAUUCGGUUAUGUGCUGGCUCCCUACUUUACGCUCUCCAAUGUCCUUAUGCUCUCCGUGACACGACAGUUUGAAUAUCAGGCGGAUAAGUUUGCCUCUCAGCUGGGACAUGCUGGAAAUCUGAGACUGGCGCUGCUUAAGCUUUAUGCGGACAAUUUAUCAUUUCCCAUAUCGGAUGAAUGCUAUUCCAUUUGGCAUCACACACAUCCCACAAUGCUCCAUCGUCUGGCCAGACUCGAUGAGCAUGAGGCGAACAGAAAUUGAAAUUGAUCAAAGUAGCCUCGAUUCCAUAUUAAAUUUGACUGACAUUUCAAUAAGUUUCUCAACAAUACAAUUUUUGUUUUUAUAUAUACCC
Drosophila innubila is the source of this 1444-nucleotide messenger RNA. RefSeq names its product CAAX prenyl protease 1 homolog (gene ste24b). The coding region runs from base 1 to 1353 and encodes 450 amino acids. Gene Ontology annotation, cellular component: endoplasmic reticulum membrane. NCBI's taxonomy places the organism in Eukaryota, Metazoa, Arthropoda, Insecta, Diptera, Drosophilidae. Gene Ontology annotation, biological process: CAAX-box protein processing. Gene Ontology annotation, molecular function: metalloendopeptidase activity. The record is from RefSeq and is a predicted model, not a curated record. The transcript is spliced from 2 exons.